GCAGCAGUAUGGCUUCUAUUCCUCAUCUCUACAGCUAGGCGAUAUUAGCAGACCGAGAUUCUAUGCGUCUGUGCAGACGAUGCGAUUUCCUGGUACAGUCCUACCAGUCUGAACACAGCAUCACGAGUGUCGCGACUUCCCUGAUGGAGGCAGUCGGCACCUAAUAGCGGAACUCCAGCCCGCCCGCCAUCCUCCAUCUCUAGGAAAUCGCCACACUCGCUCCUCCCCAUAGGGAUUGAGGAAGUGCAGACAGAGCCCUGUGCAGACGGGAUGAGGUGCCGUGACCGGACCUACCGCUGACUGCGACACCGGGGGGAGACAGAUGGACAUUGCAAGCAAGACAACUUCUGGAUGAUCUGUGCCAACAAGGUGGUGAUCGAAGAUGUACUGGUGUGUGGGGGCAGAAGCAUGUGCUGGGAGUCGAGCUGGAAGCAUGGAUUCACACAAUGGCUCCACCACAGGUAUGGGAAACAAACAGUCCAUUCCCGGGGAGCUAGUGGUGAACCAGAGCCCAGUGAUAGCAGAGAUCCAAGCUGCGUACUCUGAAGGGGAGAGUGAUAAAGCCCAGGACCUGGUAAAAGCUGCCUGUGAGGAGAACCUUCCACGGCCUGAAAAGCUCCAGCUCCUGCGAAUAACAGCUGCUUAUGGCGAUGUGCCCUCCGUACGUUAUCUGCUACACGAGGCUAAAGUGAUUCUACCAACAGAACCUGGCGAUGAAAAUCCAGUUGUUAUGGCGGCUCAUUAUGGUCACGGAGAUGCUGUAACAUUGUUACUUGAUUCCUUACCAGAUACAUCCAGCCAUAAGCCUCUCCUGAACUGGCUUCUGGUCACCUGCUGCGAACAGGGUCAUCUCAGCCUAGUGAAACUCCUGAUUCUCACAUAUCACGCUGACCCUGAUUGUUAUGCAACAAGAAACAAUGAAUUCCCGGUUCUCCGCAAGUUGCCUCUCUAUGCCACCUGUAUGGCAGGACAUGAAGAUAUUGCAGAGUUCUUACUGCAGAACGGUGCUGGUUUCUGUUCGUACAUAUUGAUGGAUAACCCAGAGCUGACCCAAAAACUUCUCAGGAAAAGAAGCUAUGGUGACCCUUCAGUUCCCAAUGACCAGGAAACAUCGAGCAUCUGUGUGAAGUGGUCCAGCCUCCGCCUGCCUUGGGUAGAUCUCGAUUGGUUCAUAGACAUUUCCUGCCAGAUAAGAGAGCUGGACAUCUCUUCUAAUUGUUUGGCUUCCCUUCCAUCAGUCGUUCCUUGGGGACUUCUCAACUUACAAAAGUUGAAUUUAAGUGACAACCAGUUAUGUGAUCUACCCAGUGUCCAAAGCUCAGAGGAAAUCAUCUGCUCAAGAUUGGCUGAAAUUGAUGUUUCUAGUAACAAGUUGACAUGUCUGCCCCCUGGGUUCCUUCAUCUGAGUCGGCUUCAGAAACUCUGUGCAUCCAAAAAUUACUUGGUGAAUCUCUUUAAGGAAGAUGGAAUCAACUGGAUAGGUCUGCGGAGGUUACAAGAUCUAGAUGUGUCUGAUAACAGGCUCCCAGAGCUCCCCUCCGCUAUCCUGCAUUGCCUCAAGUCUUUAAGGAGUUUGAAUGUCUCUGGUAAUAAAGUUAAGAUCUUCCCAGAGCCUUGGGCCUGCCCACUGAAAUACUGUAAAGCUUCUAGGAAUUGUAUUGAAAACAUCCCAGAUAACCUGACUAUCUUUUGGAGGAAUCACCUGCUAGAAGUAGACUUCUCAGACAAUGCCCUGAGGGAUUUACCCAGAGACCUACUCCAAGUGGAGGCGUUACAGUGUUUGAAGCUAUCCGGCAACCAGUUAACGUCUCUCCCACCGCCUGACACCUGGACCUGCAAGCAUCUCAAGUGUCUGGAUUUAUCCAAGAAUCAGCUUGGAAGAAAUGAGGAGGGAAUGAAGACAAGGCGGGUUCCAUUUUUCUCUACCAAAUACAGAACACGAAUCGGGACUGAUUCAGGUUUCUCUGUGGAGUUUCCUUUAUGUCUGAAAGAUUCUUUAGAAGUUUUAUAUCUUAAUGAUAACCAACUAGAUGUCUUUCCGCAGUCAGUUUGCCAGCUGAAGAGUCUUACGGAGCUCUAUCUGGGGAAUAAUCCAGGAAUAAGAGAGCUUCCUCCUGAACUUGGCCAGCUUGCAUCUUUAUGGCAGCUAGACCUUGAAGACCUAAAUAUCACAAACCUACCUGCAGAGAUUAGAAAAGAGGGACCUGUGACCAUCUUGGCAUAUCUGCGUGCCCAGCUGAGGAAAGCAGAGAGGUGUCCACUUGUCAAGAUGAUCAUUGUUGGACCACCACGCCAAGGAAAAUCUACCCUUUUUGAGGUUCUACAAACUGGCAAAGUAUCCCAGCAGAUGCAGGGAGAAAGUACUAUUAGAACUACUAGAUGGGAGCUGCAGAAACCUGUCGGCACUAAGGCAAAGAUUGAUUCUGUGCACUUUCAUGUUUGGGACAUGGGAGGUUCUUCUCCAAUGUCAGCAGUAAACCAAUGCUUCUUCACCGACAAAGCCUUGUACAUUGUGGUGUGGAACCUGGCGCUGGGGGAGGAGGCUGUAUCUAAUCUUCAGUACUGGCUUUUAAAUAUUGAGGCCAAAGCACCAAAUGCUGUGGUUUUAGUAGUUGGAACACAUCUGGACUUCAUUGAAACCAAGUUCCGUUUAGAGAGAAUUGCCACCCUUCGCGCUUACGUUCUGGCUCUCUGUCGCUCCCCUUCUGGGUCUAGAGCCACAGGAUUCCCAGAUAUUACCAUCAAGCACUUGCAUGAACUUUCAUGCAAGACAUUGGAAGGCCUAGAAGGCUUACGGCAGCUCAUAUUCUAUGCUGCUUGCAAUAUGAAAGAUGUGGGGAGCACAAUUGGGUCGCAGAAACUAGUUGGAAGGCUGAUUCCCAAAAGCUACCUGAACCUGCAGGAAGCCAUAGUGAGAGAACAGCAAAUAAGAGUUCAUGAGGAUGAGGUACAAUAUCUGACAGAUGAGCAAAUAGAGCAGAUCAUAGAGCAGAGUCCUGGGAACGACAUCCGGGACUAUGAGGACAUGCAAGCAGCAAUUGGAUUUCUUAUAGAAACUGGCACCUUGCUUCACUUCCCAGACACCAGCCAUGGACUGCGGAACCUCUACUUUCUGGAUCCUGUCUGGCUCUCUGAAUGUCUGGAGAGGAUCAUCAACAUUAAAAGCUCAAAAUCUGUGGCAAGAAAUGGGGUCAUCAAAGCAGAGGACCUCCGGAUGCUGCUAGUUGGCACUGGUUUCACCAAGCAGACAGAAGAACAGUACUUUCAGUUCUUGGCAAAGUUUGAGAUUGCCCUUCCUGUGGCCAACAACAGCUACCUCUUACCUCACCUGCUGCCGACCAAGCCAGGCCUGGAUAUCCACUCUUUGCAGCAGUCUACAGGGAACACUGUUCAGAGGCUGUUCAAGAUGAGUUUUGUUCCUGUAGGAUUUUGGCAGAGAUUCAUUGCUCGGAUGUUAAUCAGUUUGUCUGAGAUGGAUCUUCAGCUGUUUGAGAACAAGAAAAAUACAAAGCCACGCAAUAGGAAGUCUGCAGUGUACAGCUUUACAGGCAACCAGCGAAACCGGUGUAGCACCUUCCGGGUAAAGAGGAACCAGACCAUCUACUGGCAAGAGGGGUUGAUGGUUACUUUUGAGGGUGGCUACUUGAGUGUGGAAUCAUCUGAUGUUAACUGGAAAAAGAAGAAGAGUGGAGGCAUAAAGAUCAUUUGCCAGUCAGAAGUCAGAGAUUUCUCAGCUAUGGCCUUCAUUACAGAUCAUGUCAACUCCCUGAUUGAUCAGUGGUUUCCAGCCCUGACAGCUACAGAAAGUGAUGGGACCCUUUUGAUGGAGCAGUAUGUCCCUUGCAACUCAUGUGCUGCUCUGUCACAUCAUCAGGAAGGGGAACAAGAUGGAAAAGAGCCUUACUACUUCAACAUGGAGGAUUGCGUACUGACUGCGGUAGACAAGGACUAUCUGCAAUGUCCCAAUCACCCCGAGGACCCCGCUCCCUUGCAAGAACUUGUCCCUGAGAUUUUUAUGACAGAUUUUCCUUCCAGGCUGUUUCUUGAUAUCGAAGACCUGGACUAUUCAGAAGAGAACACUAAUGUUCUGGGACAAGGAGGAAGUGGAACCAUUAUUUACAGAGCUGUGUACAAACACAAGCCUGUGGCAUUAAAGAUGUUCCAGAUUAAGAAGUAUCACACCUCCGCCGAUGUCAUCAAAGAUACAAUGUUCAAGCACUUACAGGCUAUGGACGCUAUGAGAAACUUCUCCGAAUUUCGUCAGGAAGCUAGCAUGCUUCACUCACUGCAGCACCCUUGCAUCGUGUCCCUGAUUGGCAUCAGCAUCCAUCCACUAUGCUUUGCUCUGGAGCUGGCACCACUGGGCAGCCUGAACACUGUCCUCACUGAAAACAGCCAAGGAUCCCCCUCGUUCAUGCCUUUAGGUCACAUGCUCACACAGAGAAUGGCCUAUCAGAUUGCAUCAGGCCUCUCAUACCUGCACAGGAAGAACGUUAUUUUCUGCGACCUUAAAUCUGACAACAUUCUUGUCUGGUCCCUGGAUGUCCGAGAAACUGUGAACAUAAAACUGUCAGACUAUGGUAUCUCCCGUUUUUCGUUCCAUGAAGGAGCCCUAGGUGUAGAGGGCACACCUGGAUACCAAGCACCUGAAAUCCGUCCUCGGGUUGUCUAUGAUGAGAAGGUGGACAUGUUCUCCUAUGGGAUGGUUCUCUAUGAGCUGCUUUCUGGUCAGCGACCAUCUUUAGGUCAGCAUCAGCUACAAAUCUCCAAAAAGUUGUCCAAAGGCAUCCGGCCUGUUUUGGGGCGUCCAGAGGAAGUGCAGUUCUCCAGGCUGCAGGAGCUGAUGAUGGAGUGUUGGGACACAAAACCAGAAAAGCGCCCUCUAGCCGCUUCAGUGGUCAGACGUAUGAAUGAUCCGAGUUUCUCCGUUUUCAAGUAUCAUAUCAUGUGUGGAAUGCAAGAGACUUUCUGUGCGUCAAGAGAGCAGGACAAUACCAUUGUGUUGUGGGCAGGAAGUGGACAAGACAGGAACUACACAGUUGUUGAUGUGGGGAAAGGUCAAAUGGAAGUGCGGGGGCUAAGCUGCCCUGGGCUGAGGAUGUGCACCCAACUAAAAGUGCAGAAUACUUUGUGGAUUUCUUCUGAGGACCAGAAAAUCUCAAUUUACAGUCUGCAGGGUAUGUGCCCACUAAGUGCCCCCCUGAAAGUAAUUGACACGCCAGCAAUUGUGACCUGCUUCCUGACAGUUUUUAAGGUAAAGAACUCCUCACUGGUAUUUGCCGGCCUGGCAGACAGCUUGAUUUCUGUAUUCCCAGUAACCAGCGGCAUUCCCGGCACAGAUUGCUCAUACAUCUGUUCUCGCACAGCCAACCGUGCCAUGUUCAAAAUAGGAGAUGAAGAUCCCAGACAGAAUCCAUACCCAGUAUUGGCCAUGGAGAUCUCCAACGGAGGAUCUGAGGUCUGGUACAGCAAUGGACCUGGUAUCCUAAUAGUGGAUUGCACAUCAUUGGAAAUUACUAAAAGACUUGAGCCUUACACUGCUCCAUCAUCUAUAAUCUCUAUGACAACCAUUUCGGACUGCAAUGGAGAGGAGACUGUUUGGUGCUUAGACAAUAGGACGAACACAUUAGUUAUGUAUCAUGCAGCUAGUUACCAGUUCUGUGCCCGAUACUUCUGUGGUGACUGCAGCCCUUUAAGAGACUUGUUUACAGUAAAGGCUAAUUCUGAGCUACCACCAAUCACCUUACCGGGGGAGAAUUGUAACAGUCAAUGCCAGACCAAUAUAAGUAUCAUCUACAGCCAGGACAGAGGGACUCAGCUCAUCAGCCACCAGGACUCUCUAACAGACUAUUGUUCUGUGUCCUCGUUCUCUUGUUCUUCUGUUCCUCAAGGGACAGCAAAAUCUUCCUCCAGCCUGCCCAGUACACCAGUCAGUUACAGUAGUGUCCUUUUCUCCACUGACAGUGAAGACCCUGAGUUGUCCCGGGAACAAAGGCCCAGAAUUCCUAGUGAGAGCUGGGGAAGUAAGGCCCCGCCAUCUGAGGAGGAGAAAUUGCGCUUGCAGGCAGUGCGGAUAAUCGCUGUUAAGGAUUUACUUUGGAUUCCAAGACGUGGAGGUGACAUUAUCAUCAUAGGACUAGAGAAGGAAUGUGGUGGACAGAGAGGCCGAGUCAUUGCGGUAUUACAGUCUGAAGAGCUGGCAAAAGACGGGGCCUGUGUGGAGGCCGCGGCUGUGUCCAAAGAUUCAAUAGUAUGUUGCAUGCAGAGCGAAGCACUGGGCUGGUUCCUGUCUGUCUGGAGGGGAUGGGGGGCCGCAGAGUUUGAGAUUUUCUAUCAUUCAGCUGAUGAACUGAGGCGACUGGAGACCUGCAUGAGAAAGAGGAGGUAGCGUAACAAACAGAAUGCAACAUGCGCCCACAAGCUCUGAACCUACCGCAGCUUCAUUGUCAUCUUUAUCAGCUGACCCUCUAUGAAGCCAGUGUGGUAUGGAGAAAUGAAGUGCAGUAAGGAUACGUGCUGCCGAUGUAGCGCAGGAGAGCUGAAGUUCAAAGGGAUUUGUCACCUAGAAGGACCUUUUCUCUGUUGGUCUGGGACCGCAGAAAGCAUCCAAAGAUUUCAUAAUCUCAACCAUUUUUAGUGCUAACACUAAAGUGAAGAGUAUCCAAAUGUGGACAGGGAGCAUUUGUAUCUCAGGUAUAUCCGAAGCCCCCGAAUAUUAUUCGCUGACUUUAGUACCAUUCAUUUCCAAACUCCUAUAGCUGGAUUCCAUUACUUCAAUAGCCUUUACUAAUGCUGCCUUGUAGACUUUAAAGGAGAACUCCAGUCAAAUGAAAUGACCUUUAUAUAGCUGCACAUCUCCAAUUGGCUGGAGGGCAACACACCCCCCUACUGCUCACUCUCACAACAGCUCCUGCCCAAUGUGAGGAGAUUUUUCCUGACACAGCAGAUUUUCCAAGGUCUGAUUUUGAAACAAAUUAGCUGGGAUGCCUUGUAGAGUCAUGGUGAGCCUAUAUAUCUUAUUUAAGUUGUUUUUUUUACCACUUUUGGCUGGAUAUCUCCAGGAAGGCCGGGUUCAUACUAUGGAAUUUCCGAACAGAAUUCCAUUUGGAAAUUCUGCUUUUAAAAUUCCGAUGCAGCAGAGUCCCGUUGCUGGCAGUGGGAUUCCGCUGCACAGUGCACACUCCAGUGUUUUUGAGGCAGACGUUCCGCCCGGAAAAUCUACACGAAAAAUUCUGUCAGAACAUUGAACUUGUUCCGCUACCGGAUUUACACUCCACAGACCUUGCCGUCUAUGGGGACAACAAUAUCUUUCUGGUCCUAGCUGACCACGCUUGAAAGCUCCGGAAGGAAAACUUUUGAAGUGUCAACCCAGCCUUAAGAAAAUAAUUUAUUCUUUGCACUAGCUGAGCUGGAUUGCAAAUCAUUACAUCAGAGAUACUGGUAUUGCUAUAUGUUCAUGUAUACUUUUUAUAUCGAACCUCACUGCCUGUUAGGUGCUUACAUUGUGCAAUAUUAUCAGCAUGUCCCCAAGGACGUCAGCAGCUCUCACACCCUCCUCAAGAAGACUGAGAAGAAUGCUUGCUCCCAGUGGCAGUAGUGUUGUAGCUUCAGCGAAGAGUUCAGCGGGUUCCCAGAUUACGCAAUGUGUUGGUGUGUCCAGCUGUUUCUUCUAGUUUUCUCUUGUCAUGUGGUAGACUGUAACACUUGGACUGACUGCCACGUUUUGUGCACUAAAUUUCUGGCUGCAGAGGAAUGACAGCAGUGUGUACAUUAUUCCCUGGAGCCUCACUGCCACCCGUCUCAAGAUCCACCGUUGUUUCUUUUAAGAACAGGAUGUUUUGUAAUUGUAUAAUAACGUUUUGUACAAAUAUUAAUGUAUAUUAAAAACUGAAA
This is a messenger RNA of Hyla sarda, 7893 nucleotides long. RefSeq names its product leucine rich repeat kinase 1 (gene LRRK1). Lineage: Eukaryota; Metazoa; Chordata; Amphibia; Anura; Hylidae. The transcript has 34 exons. Gene Ontology annotation, molecular function: ATP binding; protein kinase activity; protein binding. Gene Ontology annotation, biological process: protein phosphorylation. Bases 383 to 6388 code for a protein of 2001 amino acids. The record is from RefSeq and is a predicted model, not a curated record.